CAGAUGUUGUGUCUGAAUAUAUAAGUGGCCAGCCGGACUGGACUGUCAGUCGGUCGCACGCUUUACCGACAGCCAGCCGAACAAAAUGAAAACAAUAGCCAUCAUCGGAGCUGGAUGUAGCGGCCUGACUGCCAUAAAGUGUUGUAUAGACGAGGAACUGAUCCCUGUUUGUUUCGAAAGAGAAAAUGACAUCGGUGGAUUAUGGAAUUACAAAGAAAAUUCAAAAGUAGGAACCGGCAGUGUGUAUCGGUCAUGUGUUAUGAACACCAGUAAAGAAAUGAUGGCGUUUAGUGACUUUCCACCUCCUGAGGAUUUUCCUGUUUUCCUACCACACAGAUAUGUCAAUAACUAUUUUCAACUUUACGCGGACAAUUUCGAUUUACGGAAAUAUAUAAAAUUCCGUACUAUUGUCACCCGGGUGGUCCCGUCUCCGGAUUACGAUCAAACUGGCUGUUGGGACGUGACGUAUUGUUCAUGUUCUGGAUCAGACUUCGAAAAAGUUACCCGGAGAUUCGAUGGAAUUUUGAUCUGUACUGGACAUCACACUUUCCCGAUGACCCCGGAGUUCGAGGGAAAAGACGGAUUCCAGGGAAAGGUGAUGCACACACAUAGCUACCGCUCCAACAAGGAUCUCACAGACCAAAACGUUCUUGUGGUCGGAAUUGGAAACUCCGGAGCAGAUAUUGCUGUUGAUAUCAGCCACGCUGCUUCACAGGUGUAUCUAAGCACGCGCAGAGGUGCAUGGAUCAUUAACCGGAAGGGGUUUUGGGGACUUCCGGCAGAUGCAAUGGCUAACAGUAGAUUUGCAUUCAUGCUACCAAAAAGCGCCCUCCAGUGGGGAGUAGAGAAAAUGUCCAAUUUCAACUUUGAUCACAAGAAAUAUGGCAUUAAGCCAGCUAACAGAGCCUUGCAGUCACAUCCCACUAUAAACGACGAACUUCCACUUCGCCUGUUAACCGGAUGCAUCAAGAUAAAACCAAAUGUACGAAAAUUCGCACACGACAAAGUCUCGUUUGAGGACGGGAGUUCAGAGAAGAUCGACACAGUUAUUUUUGCCACUGGAUACAACUACACGAUACCAAUAGUGGACGAAUCCAUUACGAGGGUGAAGGAAAAUGAAACCUGUCUCUACAAGUUUAUGUACCCUCCCCACCUGCAACACCCUACUCUAGGCAUUAUUGGACUUGUCCAGGCGAUCGGAGCUGUCAUGCCAAUAUCGGAAAUACAAUGCCGAUGGUAUACAAGAGUCAUAAAGGGACUUUGCAAACUUCCUACGGAAGCGGAAAUGAUGGCUGACAUUGCGCGAAAAAGAGAGACGGUUGCUAGUGGUUACUACACCGCUAAACGCCACACAAUCCAGACAUUCUGGAUUGACUACAUGGACGAUGUUGCUGAACAAAUUGGCGUGAAACCCAACUUACGGCGAAUGGUUUUUGAGGACCCAUAUCUAGCCCUGAACUGUGUUUUCGGACCUUGCCUUCCUGCACAGUAUCGUUUGGAAGGCCCAGGAAAAUGGAACGGUGCCAAAUCAUCUAUCCUAAAUGCCAUGAACCGGUAUAGCGCCUCCAUGCGGUCAAAAGUUAUGCCAAAGAAUCAUAGUUCGUCCGCUAUGAAAAACAUUGACAAUAGUUCAGCUUCGACUGGAAACAAGAUUAUUGACCUUUUGACACGCAUUGGGAUCAGGAAGCGUAACUCCGCUUUGACUCUAGACAAGAAUGAACACUCGUCACUGAUAACAGACACCACAAACAGCAAUAUUGCGACUUUCCCAACAUUUCUGAAAUCCUUCUAUACUAUUUUUAUUGUUAUGUUCCUGUUCUUUUGUGUGUGUGUUGUUUGAACUUUGACAGAAUGCUACGGAUUUUUCGAAUGACGCGCCAUGUAUUUGCCAAUUUAAUAAAAUUAUCACUCAAUAAGAGUAAGAAAUGUCCCAUUUUAAAGUUUUUUUCUUAGAAACUAGCAUUGUUUGGCAAACGCAUAUGACUUGAAUUGAUAUAUUCAGGGAUACUGCGUCGCGCUUAACAUUUAUCUGUCUGUGUGCGGCAAGCCGUCCUUAUUUUUUUAGAAUAUGUUUUUAGAUAAUGUCGAAUUUGCUCUUAUUAUGAUCACUCUCUUGUCUGUUUUCCUAAACGUUUAAUGAUGUAUGUGUACUGACAUUUUAGCAAUAAAGCAAUUAAAUUGCAAAUAUUAACUUUGAAUGGAAUAUUGAUAGUUUCUGGAAAUACUUAUUCAGAUGUAUUAAGAAGUAUAUUCAGUCGUUCCGUUCAUAGAUCGAAAUAUAAAUAUAUAUAUAUAUAUACCUGUAUAUAUUGUGUAAAAUGUGUUCAGACAUAUGUAUCCAUUAUACUCAUGCACAGUAGUGUCUUUUAAACUUGUGGAAUGAAAUAACUUUUUAGAAGAUCAUGUAAACUAAGAUAACAUAUAAAUAUUUGUAUUGUUGCAAAUUCUGAUAUUUUUAUUCAUUGAGGAGUAGUGAAGCUUAAAACUGUCCCAUUUUUGAUGUUACCAAAAGGCAGUUGUUAACUAAUUUAUAGUUUUUUUUUUUUUUUUGUAAUUUUAUCUCAUUCUUUUGUUUCUCUUUAACGGUUUAAAUAUUCCAUUUUCGUUGUGUUUUUAUUUACUAAUUUUUGUUAACGCUACACCAGGGAUACGUUAUUUAGGAAAUGUAUACUAGUUUUUAUUAUGUCUAAGUAUAAAAGAGUGCUUUAUGAAAACAAUUUUACAAGGUCGAAAAUACAUUCAUGCACAUAAAUUGAUAAUAAUGUUUUCCAAUACUGAUAUCAAAGAACGAAUACAUUAUUAUGUGAUGCAAAUGAUGAGUAUUAUUGUUUUAAGGUGAUAUCAACGUUGAAUUUACAUUCUCAAGUAAAAUGCCAUCAAAUACUUGUAAUACAUUGUAAUACAACCGUAGUACAAGGGAGGUAAUCACAUGUUUAAUGUUGUUGUAAAAUGGCGUUUGUAAUAUAGAAAGUGGUGUAAUAUUGAUUAAUUGUUGAAUAUACGUUAAAUAUUUCUUUUCGCAAUUGAAAAUUGAAGAUUUACUAUAUAGUGUUUUACGGCAGGAAUUGGUGCAUCAAUACAUGUAUAAGAUUUCGCUCUUCCGUUGGAUUUAAUCGAAAAUGAAGAUCGCUAUGUAAAUAAUAAAGAUGUAUACCAUUUAAAUAUAUUCAACAAUUAGCUCGCACUAAAAUCUUUUGAUCAAAAUUAACGAAAGGGUUAAUCUGACGCAGACUUAAUUGAUUUUGUUUAAUUGUUGGGUUUCCUCGGCGUAAAAAUGUAUUUUUUUUUGUCUGAGGUUUUUAGUAAUAUAAAUUUCGUCGUCGAAAUACUAAGUUCUGUACGAUAUGAAGUCAGAUAUUUUCCGAGUUAAAUUAUUUACCAGGCAGUUCUGUUGUAAUUACCCCGUUUCUUAUUUGAAGAGUGUUACAUGACCUUGAUUGUUACCUAGAUUUACACGAAAUGUCGUCGACGAAUAAUCUUACUCUUCCAAUGCAUAAUUCCCUAAAACCUUUCUUGGGUUUCAAUUUAAAUGACUAGUGUGUUCAUAUUUUGUUUCCGCUAUGUCGAUAUUGAGUUAGGAUUAUUAGCAUUUCCUUGACAUAUCUUUAAUAAUAAUAAUUGGAAUAAAAUAAAGGGAGAUAACCAUUCGAUUUAUGUUUAUUAAAA
Pecten maximus is the source of this 3666-nucleotide messenger RNA. Its product is annotated as dimethylaniline monooxygenase [N-oxide-forming] 5-like. Bases 86 to 1840 code for a protein of 584 amino acids. The record is from RefSeq and is a predicted model, not a curated record. Gene Ontology annotation, molecular function: NADP binding; N,N-dimethylaniline monooxygenase activity; flavin adenine dinucleotide binding. NCBI's taxonomy places the organism in Eukaryota, Metazoa, Mollusca, Bivalvia, Pectinida, Pectinidae. The transcript has 6 exons.